Messenger RNA from Williopsis jadinii, 1977 nucleotides. Its product is annotated as bifunctional molybdopterin adenylyltransferase MobB/molybdopterin molybdotransferase MoeA family protein. The transcript has a single exon. Gene Ontology annotation, biological process: Mo-molybdopterin cofactor biosynthetic process; molybdenum incorporation into molybdenum-molybdopterin complex. Bases 1 to 1977 code for a protein of 658 amino acids. The record is from RefSeq and is a predicted model, not a curated record. NCBI's taxonomy places the organism in Eukaryota, Fungi, Ascomycota, Saccharomycetes, Phaffomycetales, Wickerhamomycetaceae. Gene Ontology annotation, molecular function: molybdopterin molybdotransferase activity. Gene Ontology annotation, cellular component: cytoplasm; cytosol.
AUGGAACUAUUCAACGCUGCCGUCGUGAUCGUGUCGUCCAGUUGCUUCUCACACACCUCUGAGGACAGAACUGGACCUGUUAUUGCGGAUUACUUGGAGUCAAGAGACUGGAAUACGACUAUAGAUAUUGUUGAUGAUGAUAAGGCGAUGAUUCAGGAGCUUGUGAGAAGGCUUACUGCCGACACCGCAACGGCGCCCAAUCUCAUUGUCUUGAGCGGAGGAACUGGCUUCACAAAGAAGGAUGUAACACCUGAAGCUGUUAAGCCGUUAUUCGAUAAGGAAGCCCCAGGCAUUGUUCAUGCGAUGUUAUCGCACUCGUUUGGUAUCACUCCCUAUGCCAUAUGCUCAAGGCCUGUUGCUGGUGUUUUAAACGAGACUCUGAUCGUGACAAUUCCUGGCUCUCCAAAGGGAGCAACGGAGAACUUGGAUGCUAUCAUUGAUAAGUUGAAGCAUAUCUUGAACCAGCUCCGUGUUGACAGUGCUAGGGAGCUGCACAAGCCCAGCGAUCAUCCGAGCUCAGAAGUGAAGCACUCUGGCCAUUCACAUGAGCACUCACACAAGCACUCUCAUCAACACUCACACGAGCACUCUCAUCAACACUCACAUGAACACUCACAUGAACACUCUCAUGGCGUAAAGCUCCAUCUGCUUUCCAACGCGCUCAACGGUCCAGUCGCUCAAAGAGCUAGAAAAUCACCAUAUCCAAUGGUUUCCGUCCUUCAAGCCCUGGAUUAUAUUGACAGGUUUACACCCAAACCAUCGGUCAUCAAAAAGAAACUAACAGACGAUGAUAUCACUGGAUACGUUCUUGCACAAGACGUGUUUGCUCGUGUAAACGUUCCCGACUUCAACGCUUCGAUAGUGGAUGGCUAUGCCGUGAUACACUCUGAUUGUCCGGGUACUUUCCCAGUUGUAUCUGUUUCUCACGCUGCUCCUGGUGAAACUAAAAGAAUACAGAGUGGUACGGUUGUUCGAGUCACUACUGGUGCACCUAUCCCCUUAGGCACCACUGCGGUGAUUCCUGUGGAGGAGACUGAAGUUGAUAAGGAAACAGCAGAUGGCGAGGAAGUUGAGGUGAAGAUCCUUGCCAUGAACGUUGUCGAGGGAGAUAACAUCAGAAAGCUCGGAAGUGACAUAUCCAAGGGUGCACUGGCGUUACCAAAGGGUUCGAGAAUCUCCAGGCUUGGAGGAGAGAUGGGCUUGUUGGUUAGUAUUGGUGUUCUUGAGGUUGAGGUUUAUGCCAAACCAGUCAUUGGCGUGUUAAGUACCGGUGAUGAGCUUGUUGAUCUAUCCCAAAGCUCGGAAGUUCCGCUGAAAUAUGGUCAGAUCUACGAUACUAACAGACCUCUGUUAAGCCAACUCUUCCAAGGGUACGAUUACAAGGUUGUUGAUUUUGGUAUUUCCCAUGACACUCUAGGCAAGUUGGCUGAGACCGUUGAGAGUGCAUUUGAACGUGUUGACUAUUUCAUCACCACAGGGGGAGUUUCCAUGGGUGAGACGGAUCUGUUGAAGCCGUUUAUUGAACGCCAUCUGGGAGGUACCAUCCAUUUUGGUCGAGUUGCGAUGAAACCUGGUAAGCCGACAACGUUUGCAACUUUUCCACCUGAUCACAAGUUUGCGAACAAGGCAAUCUUUGCCCUUCCUGGUAACCCAGCAUCGGCAUCUGUCACUUCAAACCUCUUCGUGCUUCCGUCGCUGAUGAAGUUCAGUGGUAUUGCGAACACAACUCGGUCCACAGUGGAUGUCAUUUUGAACCAAGAUGCAAAGCUGGAUCCACGUCCUGAGUACCAGAGGGUUCACAUCUCUAGGCAAGGAGACAAAUUGGUUGCUGAUAGCACGGGCUUCCAACGUAGCAGCUGUGUCGGGAGCAUUGCAGGAGCCAAUGGGCUUUUGGUUCUGCCUUCAUCGAAGGAUGUUCCUUCAGGAAAGCUUUUGAAGGGCUCUAGAGCUCAAGCCAUCAUUAUAGACAUCCUUUAG